This is a messenger RNA of Melampsora larici-populina 98AG31, 1420 nucleotides long. RefSeq lists its product as uncharacterized. Lineage: Eukaryota; Fungi; Basidiomycota; Pucciniomycetes; Pucciniales; Melampsoraceae. The transcript is spliced from 3 exons. Bases 1 to 744 code for a protein of 247 amino acids. The record is from RefSeq and is a predicted model, not a curated record.
AUGGAAAACCAACCUAUCUUAAUCACUUCACAUACUUCAUUUCAUUCAUCUCAUCUACCAACUUAUACAACUCAUCAGAAUCAAAAACGUCAAAGAAGUUCAAGUCCUAUUGAAGAUCAAAGAUACAUCAAACAACGUUCGGAUUCGAAUUUCGUAUCUCAACCUCCUACUCCUACACUUUUGGAUGUAUCAGAUGAGAUUCAAACUCGAUCUUGGACUGGCACACCUUCAAAUACUAGCCCUCGAUUGACUUUUGAACCUUCAUCAAUAUUUAAUCAAACUCAUCAGGAUGUUCAGAUGGAAUGUGAAGAUGAUGCGCAUUCGACUGAUACGUUUAAUAUGAAUGAUUCAAAUCCGAUAGGAUGGUCACCACGAUCAGUUCACACCCUCAGAAGAGUCUCAACCCCAAGUGAAACUCCAAUCCCCACGACCUUUACUUUACCCAUCACUGCCACAACGAUGCCUCAUCCAAGACCCCAACCAUUACAUCGACCUCAUCCAAUGGCAUAUCAACAACACCUUGCACUGCUCUCUCAACCUAAACCGAUCUCUCAAGACCCUUCUCAGAUGUCUAUCAGUCCUCCUCAAAGUCCUUCUAGACUUCAACCGUUUCCAUCAGAUUUGAUUCUUCAACCUGCUGAAAGACCUCAGAGACCUAAGAAUCCUAUUAAUUAUAUCUUAGGUCCUAAGAAAGGUUGUGAAGAUUGUCGUAAGAAAGUUGCGGGUCAUUAUACACAUCUUUAGAAUCGUCAGCUUGGUUUGAUCAUCUAAAUCAAUAUAAUCUAAUCAUAUAAUCCAAUUCUAUGGUUAAUUUUGAUAUAUUUAAUAAUUUCAUUCAAAUCAUCUUUUUAAACUUAUUGAUCUAACUCUUUUUCGUUUACUUUAUCUCUUGUUUUAUUCUUGCUAAAUUUAUUCUAUUUCUUUGCUUUUGCUUUUGUUAUGGGUAUCUGUUUUAUUUUUGGGUAGGUUUUAAAAAAGGUAGGAAAGAUGUGUGUGAAAGACCUUUUGCAUGAAUCAUAUGUGAUGAAAAUGAUGAUCUAUAUACAUCUAAAUAAUUAGGUUUCUCUAUGUUUAGAUCUUGAAUUUGUCUUUUUCGAAUCUUAUCAUCAAAGACUGUAAACUUAUUAGAGUAGACAAUCACCAACCACUUUCAGAAGAAGAAAAAAAAGACAUAUUUCAUCGUUUGUCUCGAAACUCAGUUUUCAUUUAUCGUGGUGUCUUGAUUUUUUUUCCAUACUUAUCUUAUUAGGUUCUUUAAAUGAUGAAGGACUCUUUUCUUAUACUUCUAAUCAAUUUGAUCUUUUGCUUUAAUAAAAAAUGUUCUCUGUUCUAGUUUCUGUUCUUUGAUAAGAAUUUCUGUGAAGGUGUUUUUGGUCUGAAUAUUGUAUGAUGUAAUUCCAUAGGUGACUCUUUCAGUGAU